AUGGCAGACGGACUCAACGACGCACGUGCCCUAAGAGUGGCUGAGAUCAUCAACGACUACCGAACCCUCCUGGUGCACAUCUCCCAACAAGAUAUCCCAGUUCCCGCGGAAGAUAUCCACGAGCCCGGCUAUGAGGUGAUCCGGGAGAGUUUGACUGCUGCGCAAGCCCUAAUGUCGUCUAACUAUACCCCGGUCCCUCCAACCGGGAGGAAUGAUGCGGAAACCGAAAAGGCAGAACUUCGGAGGGUCAUACUCGAUGGAUGCGCCCGUCGCUUUCAAGCUCAUAAGAUUUACCUCCGCGCAGCAGCAGGGAGAAGAUGGUCUAUCAAUCGGGCAAAUGUCCUCCGAGGACAACGGCCCAACCAGACACAUACUGCUGGAUUGAAGCUAGUAAACGACACAUUCCGACAGGAAGAGAUGCCCCUCUUCCACAAAACUAAAAAGUUCCCUCACCCUCCUUUGAUUGGGACCUGUUUUUACUAUGACGCUGUUGACGGUUAUGAUAUCCCCACGAAUGAUUGCUAA
Molecule: messenger RNA, 525 nt
Organism: Aspergillus oryzae RIB40
Lineage: Eukaryota; Fungi; Ascomycota; Eurotiomycetes; Eurotiales; Aspergillaceae
Exons: 4
Coding region: 1-525 (174 amino acids)
Source: RefSeq, a predicted model, not a curated record